ACGAGAAAGCCACACAACAGAAUCCAAGAUUUUUGGGUUUCUUGUAAUCGAACACACGAACUAAGGAACCGAACAAGAUUCAUCAUUUAGUUUCGUGAAGUUGGCGUUGCGCUGUUUCUUCUUUGAGAGGGUAUGAUUUUGGUGACCUCAAAGUUAGGGUUUUUAAUACUGAAUCAGAAGGUUUGAAAAUUUGAGGGCUUUUGUUUGAGUUUGUCUGUUGAUAUGAUCUUUUAGGGUUUUGGUUCUGAUGAAGAUGAGAUUUGGCUUUGCAUUGUAUGGAUUUGGGAAUUGCUAAAAAGGGGAAGUUUAGAUUUGUUUGAGUGAAGGAGAAUAGACGUCGUUGAGAGAGUGCGUCUCUGCACUCUCCCACUGUUCAUCUGGUUUUGUUGUAGAAGAAUCUUGGUGAGAGUAAUCAUGCAACGUUCUCAAGAUCAGAGGAUUAGCUUGUGUGAAUUGAAAGAGCAUAUUGUGAAGAAGACCGGUGUCGAAAGAUCGAGAAGGUAUUUCUAUUAUCUAGGCAGGUUUCUAAGUCAGAAGCUUACUAAGAGUGAGUUUGAUAAGACGUGUUUGAGGUUGUUAGGGAGGGAGAAUCUCUCUUUACAUAACCAGUUGAUACGUUCGAUCUUGAGGAAUGCGACUGUUGCUAAGUCACCACCUCCAGAUCAUGAAGCUGGUCAUUCGACUAAGGCGAAUGCUUUUCAGAGUAGAGGAGACGGUCUUGAGCAAAGUGGAACUUUAAUCCCUAAUCAUAGUCAGCAUGAGCCUGUUUGGUCUAACGGGGUUUUGCCUAUCUCUCCGCGGAAAGUUAGGUCUGGAAUGCAGAACAGGAAGAGCAGAGAUAGGCCUAGUCCACUAGGGUCAAAUGGGAAGGUUGAACAUAUGUUGCAUCAGCCAGUUUGUAGAGAAGACAAUAGAGGUAGUGUUGGUAUGGAAAAUGGGGAUUAUCAAAGAUCAGGCAGAUAUGUUGCUGAUGAAAAAGAUGGUGAGUUUCUUCGUCCCGUGGAAAAACCGAGAAUACCAAAUAAGGAAAAGAUUGCAGCUGUGUCUAUGAGAGAUGAUCAGAAUCAAGAAGAGCAGGCUAGAGUAAAUCUAUCAAUGAGUCCUCUUAUUGCACCUCUAGGGAUUCCAUUUUGUUCAGCUAGUGUCGGUGGGUCCCCUAGAACGAUACCUGUUUCAACCAACGCUGAGUUAAUUAGUUGCUAUGACAGUGGUGGAUUACCUGAUAUAGAGAUGCUGAGGAAAAGAAUGGAGAAUAUUGCUGUAGCACAGGGUCUUGAAGGUGUUUCGAUGGAGUGUGCUAAGACGUUGAAUAACAUGUUGGAUGUAUAUCUGAAGAAGCUGAUCAAUUCUUGCUUUGAUUUGGUUGGAGCCCGGUCCACAAAUGGAGAUCCUGGGAAACAACGUAUAGGCAAGCAGCAGAGUCAAAACAAGAUUGUAAAUGGGGUGUGGCCAACUAACAGUUUGAAAAUACAAACUCCUAAUGGGUCUUCUGAUAUAAGACAAGAUCAUCAUUCUGUGUCUAUGCUUGAUUUUAGAACUGCCAUGGAGUUAAAUCCACGCCAGCUUGGCGAAGACUGGCCAACUCUCCGAGAGAGAAUUUCAUUGCGGUCUUUCGAGGAACAAGACUUUGAGGUGUGAAAGACAUCUUGAGCAUGCUUGUUGAUGUUACAUAUUGUCCAAAAGGGGACAACUAAUUUUGAAUGCAAAAAGACUUACUGUGUAGUUCCAUGACGAACCGGAAAGAGACGAAGUUAUGAGUUCUGAGCUGAAAAGCACAUCACUAUGACUGCAGCAGCAGACUCAGAGCAGGUUAGUAGAUUAUUAAAAUGGAACUAAUCUCAAAGAACCGUAUAAAGAUACGUGUUGUUGGUUGUCAUGUUGUAAGAUUAGAAGUAAUUGGCAAUCUCAAAGAGUUUUGAGCUUUGUGUGUAAACCCGAGGCAAAUAAGGGAAUUGGGUAGAGAGUUUUUGGCAGAGAUACUGUGCUUUUAAGUUGGUGCAAGGUACUAUUGUCAAUCAUGUAAUAGCUGCAGUUUGCUCUGUAUGUAACCUAGUCUUUAGCAUUGUUUAGAAUUCAUAUCUUAAUAACAAAUUUGACAUCCGCUUUUGUUUUCUCAUUACAAUGGAAAAUUUCUUUCUCUCAAAGUCCACAAUACAUUGCCUCAUUCCUUACUUUCGACUAGUGGUUGUGUCCUGUCUAUUACUUAUGCCUUGGAAGUAG
Messenger RNA from Arabidopsis thaliana (thale cress), 2220 nucleotides. RefSeq names its product transcriptional regulator of RNA polII, SAGA, subunit. The record is from RefSeq and is marked reviewed. Gene Ontology annotation, cellular component: SAGA complex; nucleus; SAGA-type complex. Bases 415 to 1638 code for a protein of 407 amino acids. The transcript has 2 exons. Lineage: Eukaryota; Viridiplantae; Streptophyta; Magnoliopsida; Brassicales; Brassicaceae. Gene Ontology annotation, biological process: positive regulation of DNA-templated transcription.